Lagopus muta (rock ptarmigan) is the source of this 1147-nucleotide messenger RNA. It is a transcript of the gene RMDN1, whose product is annotated as regulator of microtubule dynamics 1. Bases 113 to 1033 code for a protein of 306 amino acids. The transcript is spliced from 10 exons. The record is from RefSeq and is a predicted model, not a curated record. NCBI's taxonomy places the organism in Eukaryota, Metazoa, Chordata, Aves, Galliformes, Phasianidae. Gene Ontology annotation, molecular function: microtubule binding. Gene Ontology annotation, cellular component: spindle microtubule; mitotic spindle pole; cytoplasm.
AAGGGGCCGCCUCGCCCUGAGGCACUGAAGAGAGCAUGCGCGACUUCUCGCUAAGCGCCGGCCUUGCUCGCUCGCUGGCAUCUUCUCCACCCCUGGCGGACGGCUCCAGGCGAUGGCCUCUGUCGUGGCGGCGCUGGCGCAGCCCCUUCGCCUCCGCCCCGCCCGCCUGGUGCCGCUCCUUGGGCCGCUCCUGAGGGAGGCGGCGCGGGGCUGGCGGGGGCUCGGCGGGAGCGAGGUGCUUAAAAAAAGCCUUAGGAGGGGGGUCACUCUCGCCACGGGGUCCUUCGUGUUCUGUGAGGCUCUCAGGCUGGUCUCCGGCUCUGCUGUGAUUCAUGCCAGCUUCAAAGUGGCAGAAGUUAUAGAGCAAGCAGACUACCUGUAUGGGAGCGGAGAAACUGAAAAGCUCUAUCGGUUGCUGGUUCAGCAUAAAAAUAGUGAGGAUGCAGAGUUGUUAUGGCGGCUGGCACGAGCGUCACGAGAUUUAGCUCAGCUCAGCAUUACUUCUGCAGAAGAGAAAAGACAACUGGCAUAUGAUUCCCUUGAGUAUGCAAAAAGGGCACUAGAAAAGAAUGAAGCAAAUUCUGCAGCACACAAGUGGUAUGCGAUUUGUCUCAGUGAUGUUGGAGAUUAUGAAGGAAUCAAGGUUAAAAUUGGAAAUGCUUUUAUUAUCAAGGAGCACUUUGAGAGAGCCUUUGAACUGAAUCCGAAAGAUGCAACAUCAGUUCAUCUUAUAGGCGUUUGGUGUUACUCCUUUGCUGAAUUGCCAUGGUAUCAACGAAAGAUAGCUGCAAUGCUAUUUGCAACACCUCCAACUUCCACGUAUGAAGAGGCCCUUCGUUACUUCCACAUGGCGGAGGAAGCUGACCCAAGUUUCUACAGCAAAAAUUUGCUUUAUCUUGGGAAGACAUACCUGAAGUUAAACAACAAAAAGAUGGCUCUUCUGUGGUUAAGCAAAGCAAAGGAUUAUCCUGCACACACAGAAGAGGACAAACAGGUACAGAAAGAAGCUUUGGAGUUGCUUAAUUCUAUAUAACAAGAAACAAGAUACUGGGAAUUCAGUAUCUCAGAGUAAGCAGCAUAGGAAAAGGAACCUAAAUACCAUUUUUUUUCUCUUGAAGUUGUUAAUAAAAUUAUAGUCUAAACUUGC